CCAGCUGAUCACACAUCGCCCCCCGUGGACAGGGAGACAGUGCUCACUCACACACUCACUCAUUCGCUCGUUACUCACUCACUCACUCACUCGCACCUUUCUAGUCUGAGCGAGGCGACUGGUGGUAGCUGUUUUUCAAUACCGAUUGUAAUUGAUUUCUGUGGAUAUGUAGUGAUGAUCUCUUACCGUGCCAGCUACACCUUAGCUUACUGGAGGUAGAGAUUUGGCCAGCCUCCAUGUUGCAUACAGCUCUCGGCCGACGAUCUCUGCUUCUGUUUUUUCUUUGCGUAGUGUUAGCUCUCCUGGAAUGUUUGCGGGGAGAAGUCUUCUCCUCGGUGUCUAAGGUUCGAGCCUUGAUACAACACGAGGCCCAGCUGCUCAAACAUUUGGAGCGAGUUGUUGAGAUAUCAGAGAAACUGCAGGAAGAGCCAGACAGGCUGCUAAAUCUCAGGCGGUCACUGAAAUGCCUCAAGGAGAGACACGACUCACACAAGGCUGUCCCGUGCCUGGGGGAGAAUCCUGUCUUUGCCUUCUCGUACAUCCGGAGACUGGUCAGAGACUGGGCACUGGUCACAUCAACUGGCAACAAGUCGAGCGAUAACUCCGUCCUUACAGACAAUCUACGACGAAUGCGUGAGGCGAUCUCCAGAUGGCACAGAUGGCCUACAGAGGCCGACGUGUACGGCGCUGGGCUCAGUCUCCUGCGUCUGAGCUCCAUCUACAAACUGUUCCCGCACAGCCACCCUCCUAAACGGGUCCAGGAAGAAGCUUGCCCUCACCAUGCAAUAUCGGACUAUUUCCAAAGCCUCCCGAACCGUCAAUAUAACUUAAUAAAUUACGACUGGAAUUUUUCAUCGCCGUUAUUAUAUCACUCCGAGCUAAAAGGUCUUUCUCGUUUUGGGUGGCUGAGAAAACUCCCGUUGGGAGUCUGUGGAGCGAAACACAAUAACAACCCUACAAUUGAACGCCGAGACAACAAAUGCAAGCCUUCAAACAACUGGCUGGAAGUGGAUGACUUUGUUGCUGUUGCCCAAAGUGCAGUAAAUAAUUCACUGCACAAGGAAGCUUUGAGUUGGAUAUCUCUGGCCCAGAAGUCGUGGGAGGUUGGCAGUGGAUCUGACCUGUUCGAACAAUCAUCAUCAAUAAAAGAUCUGCGGCGGAAAGUUGAACAAGCGCUAAAUAAACAGAAGG
Molecule: messenger RNA, 1191 nt
Organism: Aplysia californica (California sea hare)
Lineage: Eukaryota; Metazoa; Mollusca; Gastropoda; Aplysiida; Aplysiidae
Cellular component (GO): endoplasmic reticulum
Molecular function (GO): procollagen-proline 4-dioxygenase activity
Source: RefSeq, a predicted model, not a curated record